Messenger RNA from Leguminivora glycinivorella, 547 nucleotides. RefSeq lists its product as uncharacterized. The coding region runs from base 49 to 444 and encodes 131 amino acids. The transcript is spliced from 2 exons. The record is from RefSeq and is a predicted model, not a curated record. Lineage: Eukaryota; Metazoa; Arthropoda; Insecta; Lepidoptera; Tortricidae.
AAAAGAGUGUAUGUAUUUAAGUACCUUGGCCAUGUAUUAUGUGAUGAUAUGUGUGACGAUGAGGAUAUAAAGAGGGAGCGGAGGGCGCUGGCGACCAGGGCGAACAUGCUGGCACAUAGGUUCGGGCGAUGCACAGUGCCUGUCAAGAUAACUUUGUUUAAAGCUUUUUGCACAUCACUAUACACAUGUGCACUAUGGGCCAGCUGUACGCAGAGGGCGCUGGGUGACCUCCGCGUCCAGUAUAACAAUGCGUUCAGGGCGCUGUUGCGGCUGCCGCGCUGGUGUAGUGCAUCGGGAAUGUUCGCGCGGUGCGCGGCAUCUUUGUGCCGCCUGCGUGGCAGCCGGAACAGCCUUCUGGCCGUCUUAGCUGAUCGCUGGGAUAGUCAGCUCCUCAUACACUGGACUAGAAUGCACUCGGUGGUGGCCACCUACACAUAUAACUGAGUGUAUGUGGCUGUUACCAAGGCACUUUAAUUAGAAUUAGAAUAAGUUUUUAAAAAUGUAUUUUGCUCACUGUAUGGACUUUGGUCUGAAAUAAAGAUAUUUU